AUGUCUCUUCCAGUCCCGUCAGGGUCAUAUCUCUUCCAGUCCCGUCAGGGUCAUGUCUCUUCCAGUCCCGUCAGGGUCAUGUCUCUUCCAGUCCCGUCAGGGUCAUGUCUCUUCCAGUCCCGUCAGGGUCAUGUCUCUUCCAGUCCCGUCAGGGUCAUGUCUCUUCAGUCCCGUCAGGGUCAUGUCUCUUCCAGUCCCGUCAGGGUCAUGUCUCUUCCAGUCCCGUCAGGGGUCAUGUCUCUUCCAGUCCCGUCAGGGUCAUGUCUCUUCCAGUCUUGUCAGGGUCAUGUCUCUUCCAGUCCCGUCAGGGUCAUGUCUCUUCCAGUCCCGUCAGGGUCAUGUCUCUUCCAGUCCCGUCAGGGUCAUGUCUCUUCCAGUCCCGUCAGGGUCAUGUCUCUUCCAGUCCCGUCAGGGUCAUGUCUCUUCCAGUCCCGUCAGGGUCAUGUCUCUUCCAGUCCCGUCAGGGUCAUGUCUCUUCAGUCCCGUCAGGGUCAUGUCUCUUCCAGUCCCGUCAGGGUCAUGUCUCUUCCAGUCCCGUCAGGGUCAUGUCUCUUCCAGUCCCGUCAGGGUCAUGUCUCUUCAGUCCCGUCAGGGUCAUGUCUCUUCAGUCCCGUCAGGGUCAUGUCUCUUCCAGUCCCGGCAGGGUCAUGUCUCUUCCAGUCCCGUCAGAAUGCCAACGCCCUCAGGACCAUCACAUGGAUGAGUGUCUGGUUAACUUCUAGUUGUUGUGUUUCCUUGCAGGGCAUCAACAUCGUGGGGCCAAGUAAUGCUGAGACCACCCCUCCUGCCAACCCAGGGAUGUACCAGCUGGACAUCACUCUAAAGAAGGGACACAACCUCGCAAUCAGGGACAGAGGAGGGACAAGUGAUCCGUAUGUGAAGUUUAAGAUUGCGGGGAAGGAGGUGUUCAGGAGCAAGACCAUCAAUAAGAACCUGAACCCUGUGUGGGAUGAGAAGGUCAACCUACUGGUGGGCAGCCUCCGAGAACCCCUCUAUGUCAAGGUGUUUGACUAUGACUUCGGACUUCAGGAUGACUUCAUGGGUUCUGCCUACCUCUACCUGGAGUCUCUGGAACAUCAGAGGACCCUGGACGUGACCCUUGACCUUGAGGAUCCCCAGUACCCCGACCAUAACCUGGGAACUCUAGAGCUGGCAGUCACACUGUUGCACAAAGAGGGAGACUUCAGGGAAUCCCAGCAGCAUUCGAGUAUGCGGUUGUCAGAUGUCCACAGGAAAGCUCAGCUGUGGAGAGGUAUAGUGAGCAUCAGUCUGAUCGAGGCUCGUGACCUCCAGCCUAUGGACGCCAAUGGCUUCAGUGACCCCUACGUCAAGUUCAGACUGGGCCAUCAGAAAUACAAGAGCAAGACGAUACCCAAGACUCUGAACCCCCAGUGGAGAGAGCAGUUUGACUUCCAUCUGUAUGAGGAGCAGGGGGGAUUCAUCGACAUCACCGUCUGGGACAAAGACUCAGGCAAGAAGGACGACUUCAUGGGCAGGUGUUCGAUAGACCUGUCGCCGUUGAGUAAAGAGCACACUCAUAAGUUGGACCUGCCGCUGGAGGAGGGCGAGGGCAUGCUGGUGCUGCUGGUCACACUCACGGGGGCAGCAGCAGUGUCCAUCUCGGACAUGUCGGUCAAUAUCCUGGACGACCCACACGAGAGACACCAGAUACUACAGAGAUAUAGUGUGCUGAGGUCGUUCCACAACCUGAAGGACGUGGGAGUGGUCCAGGUGAAGGUAAUCAGAGCAGAGGGGCUGAUGGCAGCAGACGUCACAGGGAAGAGUGACCCCUUCUGUGUGGUGGAACUGAGUAAUGAUCGGCUACAGACACACACAGUCUACAAGAACCUCAACCCAGAGUGGAACAAGGUCUUCACCUUUAACGUGAAGGACAUCCACUCGGUGUUGGAGGUGACAGUGUACGACGAGGACCGAGACAGAAGUGCAGACUUCCUGGGUAAAGUGGUCAUCCCUUUACUAAACAUUCAAAAUGGUGAACGGAAAGCCUACGCCUUGAAAAGCAAGGAGCUGACAGGGCCAACAAAAGGGGUCAUCUUUCUCGAAAUAGACGUGAUUUUUAACGCUGUGAAGGCAGGUCUCAUGACGUUGAUACCCAAAGAGCAGAAAUACAUUGAGGAUGAGCCCAGAGUGUCCAAACAGUUGUUGUUGCAGAACUUCAACAGAGUGAGGCGCUGCAUCCUGUUCCUCAUCAACGCCGGCUGCUAUAUCAACAGCUGUUUCGAAUGGGAUUCGCCUCAGAGGAGUAUCUGCGCCUUCUUGGUCUUUGUUCUGGUGGUGUGGAACUUUGAACUCUACAUGAUUCCUCUGGUUCUGCUGCUGCCGCUGGCCUGGAACUAUAUCCUCAUCGCUUCGGGGAAGGACACCAGCCAAGAUGUGCAAGCGAUGGAGGACUUGCUGGAGGACGAGGAUGAGGACUAUGACAAAGAUGACAAGGACCCAGAGAGAAAGAGCUUCAUCAACAAGCUGUAUGCCAUCCAAGAUGUGUGCAUCAGUGUGCAAAAUGCGCUGGAUGAAGUGGCCUCCUAUGGCGAGAGGAUAAAGAACACCUUUAACUGGACAGUGCCUUUCCUAAGCUGGCUGGCCAUCGUGGCACUAUGUGUGGCCACUGUUCUCAUCUACUAUAUCCCCCUACGCUACAUCGUCCUGGCCUGGGGGGUGAAUAAAUUCACCAAGAAGCUCCGUGACCCGUACACCAUUGACAACAACGAGCUCUUGGACUUCCUGUCCAGAGUCCCCUCAGAUGUACAAGUGGUGCAGUACCGAGAGCUGAAACUGGAUCCCAGUCAUAGUCCAAAUAAAAGAAAGAAAAACAACCCGGGGUAACUGGCUUUGCCCGCCCACUGAAUCUACCCUCCCUCACCCGCCCGACGCCAAGGAGCAUAGAAACACUGGUCUGAACCAGCUGAACUCUCUCUCUCUAUCUCUCUUUCUCUCUCUUCUACUGACUUUGAAUAUACAUGUACAGGCUCCCGAAGUGUAAUUAUCAUAGUACAAAGAGACAACGAGAACAAUCUUAAAUUAUUAUGAAUUUAGAGAUGAGUGUGGAUGAAAUAGUGGACUAUUUCAGACCCAGGUGUUUACUGAACCAGUCUGACAGAUGUCCAAGUCAUGCUGUCCUCGUAAUGUUCAACUAUGAGUGUCACAGUUAUGAGUUCAUUCAAUUAAGGCUUCAGACAUUUCUCCAUAAUAGCCCCAGUAGGAACAUAUAAUUUAACCAUCCCAAAGCUACUUACUAGGGCUGGCAAUUACCAGGGACCUCACGAUACAAUAUUA
Messenger RNA from Coregonus clupeaformis (lake whitefish), 3294 nucleotides. Its product is annotated as multiple C2 and transmembrane domain-containing protein 1-like. Gene Ontology annotation, cellular component: synaptic vesicle membrane. The coding region runs from base 1 to 2844 and encodes 947 amino acids. Gene Ontology annotation, biological process: regulation of neurotransmitter secretion. The record is from RefSeq and is a predicted model, not a curated record. The transcript is spliced from 20 exons. NCBI's taxonomy places the organism in Eukaryota, Metazoa, Chordata, Actinopteri, Salmoniformes, Salmonidae. Gene Ontology annotation, molecular function: calcium ion binding.